AUGCUCUGCGAUCUAGCUGGUGAAGUGGGUUCAGUCGGUACGUCCUCUCUGAUCUCCUUCGUUCCUCGCCAAGUCAUGCUCGAGUGCAGCACCGUCCGCAGCGACCGCGCGGUGCUCGCAGAGAAGUCUAAGAAGGGGAGGAAAAAGAGGGAAGAGGAGGAUGACGACGAGAAGAGCAACUCCCCCCAUGUAACGGCGGCCCUUGUCCGGGCCAUCGCCUCCUUCCUCGAGGGCAACGGGUUCUCGAGGACCCUAACCGCGCUCCGUUCCGAGGCACAGCUCGAGGUGACCCAGGGCCACUGUUCUAGUGUCUCCCAGAUUCCCGGGGAACGAGCAAAGAUGUUUUGUUGUUGCUUGUAUCGUGCCUUUUCAGUGGAUGGUGAAUGCUCUAAGCCUUCUCCUACGUCUGCUGUUUGUGGCACAGGUUGACGAUGGCUGCAAGGUCCCCGUUCUGGACCUAAAGCAUAUGGUGUGCAAGUACCUGGAACUGAGGUAUCCAGUGAUUUAUUUUGUAUCAGCCCAAUUGUUUUCUGAGCAUCUGUCAUCGAUGCUCGCCAAAAUUCUUUGGCGAUUCCAUUUGUUCGUGAAUCUGACAUUCAACCUGAAAAGGCUCAUGAAAUGCGUGUCUGGUUAGUCCAUCUCCAUUCUCAUGACUGCUGAAUUCACUGUGAAUUGCAGCGAUGAUGCUGCUGUAGAAAAAGCCGACAACCAGAGUGAGCAAGGUAUGUACUGUGAUGGCGUUAAUUUGAUGAAGUUCUCCUUUAUCAGGGUGGGAACGCGUUCGUAUUGUGCCAUUUUCUUGAAUUCCACUCUGAAAAUCUCUUCUAAUACAAGUGCAAAAAACUAGUUAAAGUUGUGCAGUACAACGCUCCUCAGGAGGAGAAGGAAGGAUGUGUCCAGGAUCAUCAUGAGAAGCCCAUCUCGAAGAAAAAGAAGAGGAAGUCUAAAGAAGCUAGUGACCAGGUCGGGGUAGAAUCCGAGAAAUUUGCAUCUGAGAAUGGCGUUGUCCUACAGAAUCAAGUGAAAGAGUUGCUGCCUGAAAGAAGGGCUCUUCCACUGGAGGUUGCGUCUGCUGAAAGUCAGUUGCCUGAGGGCCGAGUGAAGAAGUCCAAGGACCAGAAAAAGAAGAAAUCUAAGGAAUCUGAUGAGACCAUUAAUCCUGUUGAAGAAAGAGUGGAAAAUGUAUGUCCUUUGCUCGACAGUGCAUCUCAUAUGUUACUCGAAUCGAGUGAUAGAUCCAAGGAUAAGAAGAAGAGUGACAGGAAGAAGAAAAAGGAGGAACAGAAGAGUAGUAAGUCAACCUCAAAUGAGAUUAAUAGUGAGGUUGCUUACAAGAUCUCUCAGGAAGAAGAGGGCAAGACCGAUAGUCAGAUUACAGACUCUCUGUCUGAGAAUGUAUGUUCCCACACCACUGGCGAAGAUAACAAUGCUAAGGGCAAAGAUAAGAAAAAAAGAAAGCAUAAGCUGAUUGAAAGUUCGAGUGGGCAUGAGGCUGAUAUCCAAAAUGGAGUCGAGUCUAAAAGUAAUAAGAAAGAAAAGCAUAUUAAUCUUGCAAGCAAACAUGGGACAGUAGAUAUUGAUCCGAAGAUUGAGAAUGUUUCACCUUCAGGGAGUAUGAAAGUCAAGAAAAGAAAGAAUUUGCCUUCUGAAGAACCUGCGCUUCAGAUUGACAAUGGUGCUUGUUUGGAGAAUGCAGAGCAAAGACAACCAGAGCUUGACCUUCUCUCGAACGGGGAGGAUCAUUUCCCUGGAAGAAAAAGGCAAACAGAACAAACUGAAAUUCAGAUCAAUGAGAAUCUUGGGGAGAACGAACUGGAAAGGAAUGGAUCAUUGAAAUCAAACAAAGCAGAGCUCAAAGAUUUAACGGUGGGCCUCUCUUUCAUUUCUUCUUUUUCUCAAUCGUGGGAAUAUUUUCUGAAGAUGUCCCAUUUCGACCACAUUACUCUUAAAAAAGGGUAACGGGAACCGUUUCGACGCAAUUGAGGUGUUAUUUAUUUUGGUUCUCACCUCCAUCUUCAUCUGAUACCCAAAAUGAGAUAUUCAAGACAUUAUUUCUUUUGAGAAUUUUCUUUUUCCAUUUACCGCAAAUAAUUGCAGAAUUAUUUCUUAUCGGACCAGUAAAAUAGUAUAUAACUUCCCAAGCGUCCUUGGUAUCUACAUUCUUAAUCAGGGGCCAAGCAACCGUGCAAGAAAAGCAGACAUGUUAGCAUUCCCCUGAUUACUUUAGAUAUCAGUUAUCCUCUAGGCAGAUAAUGCUUUGGCUAUGAAUACCGGAAUAAGUUGUCCUUGUUGUCCCAAAUUAAUCAGAAGAUCGCCAUGAUACUGGGUGCAGUAAAUAUUCCAUAAUUCAAUAUUGCUCCUCUUGAAAAACAUAUCUUUCUGGUUUUCCCUCACAGAAAUUUGGUUCCAUUAGUACCAGAACUGGCGUGCUCCGUGUGGUCUGGCAUGUUUAUAAAUAUAUCAUGUGGGAUGAAUUUUUAAUAUAUAGACUUAGCUCUGUUCUAUUUCUACCAUAAUAUUUGUUUGACUAAAGAUACCUCUCCUGGUGCCCUCUGUGCAGCCAAAGACUGUAAAUGCAUUUCAAAGAGUAAAGGUUGAUGCUGUCAAGUUUGCUGAUGAUAGGCUUCAGGAUAACUCCUAUUGGGCGAAGGUACUGAUCUAUUGUUUUGACGUGGUCAUUUAAUAGAUGGUUUCUUGGUUCUUGAGACUUUUAACACGCAUUGUAUUAGUCUUUUGUGACCUUUUUUUUUCUGUUUCUUUUCGUUUUUAUCAGGCUGGUGCUGAAACCGGAUAUGGGGCAAAGGCCCAGGAAAUCCUUGGUCAAGUUAGAGGAAGGUAGUUUGCCAGUUUUUCUGAUCUUCACUUCACAUAUGUAAAUCACUCUCGAAUCAGUUUAGUUACUAAAAAACCGUAGAUUCUGGCUCCUAAACGUAUCUUCUAAAAAAUUUUAGCAACUAGCAUUGGUGCUACCUUAAAUAUGGCCGAUCGAAUCUUGUUAGAAUUUGGGGUACUGAAAUGGAAGAAAAGCAUAGUAGUGUCAGAUUUUGAAGAUGGAUUCUUGUUUUGGUGUUUGCUUGUCUCUUACCGAAUUAAUAUGAGGCUGUUUUAUGCAUCUGCAUGUUUUUAAUCAUAUUUGCCUCGGUUUAAUGAUGGCCGAUCAGUGGGGAUACAUGGUGCGGUGUACAGAUAUAGUUCGCAUACUAGGUGAUCUCUAGUUUGUCAUUGUUUAGAUCUAAAUUAUAGAUCACUGGAUAGUUAUCAUCCCCUGAAUUUAACUGCCGCAAUUUCCCACCAAAUUAGGGGCAAACAUGAUAUUAUCUGACAAUUAGAAAAAAAAACAUGGGAUUUGAGCUUUUUGACUUUCAGUGAUCAAUUUAUUUUCUGUAAGAAAUGCUGCAAUUGGGAAUGACAUAUAUUUACAGUCAUGUGAAUUCUGGUGUAAUUGAUGUUUCAAUCUUUGAAAGUUUGAAGUUGUGUCUUAAUCAUUUAUGAUGCUUAUUUGACCUGUAAACGGUAGAUUAUUCUGAGUCUCAUUCAAUUGGUGAUGUAGUGGUGAGCAAAGGAUCUCAAACUCGGCUGUAAGAUGACCCAAACAAUACAAAAUUGUGUUUCAUCUCUGAAAAAUAGGAUGUUCUUAGGCUAAAGUAUUGGUGUUGAGAGAGAAUUGUCUGGCGUUUUAAACUUAAUGUUGCCGUCAUGUGCAUUCUUUUCAUGCGGUCUAGUGUACCUGGUAUUUUGCGUCUGUGAUAAGCUCCCAGUCAACUGUGCAGUGUUAGGCAGUCUGUAUGUCCAAAUCCUAAAACGAAAAACUUUGGAUAGUUUGACCGAACAUUAGCUGGCACGGUUGAACAUACAACUGACCGGUCUUGGUAUAAAUUCAAGCGAAGAAAAACUUAAGAGAUGAUUCAGAAUGGUUUAAGCUUGCCAACGGAUUCAGACUAGGAUAAAGGACAGCGUGUUAGUUUUUUGGUGGAAGCUUGCCAUGAGCCUUCACAAAAGUGAUUAUCAUGCUGUAGAAUUAUUUCAGGAUUACCAAGGGAUCAACGAGGGUCACAUCUCAGAGAAAUGGUAAUUAGAAAGACAGAAGUUACUGCCGUUUAAAACAUGUUUUUCUGAAAAGGAUCAUGCGCUCGGCUGACGGAAUCACUUUUCUGAUGAUGGGUUCCAAAUGGACCUUUGCUUGUAACGACCUCUGAGCAAUAAGGUGCAACGAUUGUUUUUUUUAUUUAAUGAAAUCAAAAAUAUCUUAUAUUUAUCAAUAUUGCCUGUUUGUAUUUCGCAGAGUAUGGAAGUAGCACGAGUAAAUUUUUCCCUUUAUGGUUUGCAUGUAGAGUGAAGUGAUGAGUGUGCUUGGUAUUUGUAUUGUCUAGUAGAUAUUAGCACCGGUUUCAUUCAACAUAAUGACCAAAGCUUCUCUGGUUGCGCUAAAAUUACAUAUCUUGCGGCCAGAUAUUUGAAUUUGGAAUGAUUCUUUCCCACUGAUGGGAUGCAUUUUCUGCUCGAGAUAUCCCUCAUGCCCUCAGAGGCUAAAAGCAUAAGCAUUGUACUCUUUGUGGGGGCAGAUCUCUGAAUGUAGACGGCUGGUUUCUACUUGCAGGGAUUUCAGACAUGAGAAGACCAAGAAGAAGCGUGGAAGCUACCGAGGAGGCCAGAUCGACUUUCAAUCCCAUUCGGUAAAAUUCCAGUACUCCGAUGAAGAUGAGUAG
Spirodela intermedia is the source of this 4706-nucleotide messenger RNA. The record is from the annotation of a GenBank genome assembly. NCBI's taxonomy places the organism in Eukaryota, Viridiplantae, Streptophyta, Magnoliopsida, Alismatales, Araceae.